Molecule: messenger RNA, 1029 nt
Organism: Kockovaella imperatae
Lineage: Eukaryota; Fungi; Basidiomycota; Tremellomycetes; Tremellales; Cuniculitremaceae
Exons: 1
Coding region: 144-695 (183 amino acids)
Source: RefSeq, a predicted model, not a curated record
AUCCCCCUUCACCCGAGACGGAUAGGAAGUGUCUCUCAUCUCUUGGCUGGCCAUCCUUUGAUCAGUCACUCCCUUGCUUCUACGCUACUUCUGGCCUCGCUAGGCUACUCGCUAGGCUACUCACUCACUUUCACCUGAAGAGCAUGUCCCUCGACUUGGUCUCUUAUCCUCGUCAAAUCGACGAUCACGACAUGGACAACGACGAGGCUCGCAGCUCAGAGGAAUCUGGAUCCUCUCCCCUCUCUUCAUCACCCGAGAUGGAAUCACCCGCCACGCUGCCCUCGCCUUCAAACUCACUACUCCCUGCCCCUCCUCACGCCUCGACCUCGCGGACAGCAUCCAAACUCUCCGCAUCCUCCGUGACCCGUCUUUCACCCUCGAUCUACGCUCGACCCUGUGCUCACUCCACGACCACCAUGCAAGCACCUACGCAACCUCGUACGCGUCCUCGAGGGCUCUCACCCCUCACUCCCAGCACCAACACCUGCAGUCCUUUCCCACCCCUAGGCGUUGGAGCUCUACCCAAAGCGCAACCUCUCGCUCGCGCCCUGUUUGCAAAGAUGGCCAAUGGUACAGAUGUCCCUCAUGCGGGCAUGGGCAAGAAAAAGGGAGGUCAAAAGUUGAUCGUCCCGUCCAAGUCAUUUAAGACCAGUUUCGAACUCAAACUCACCUCGAGCGAGCUCGCGAGGCAGUAGGGCAUGCCGUUUCUGUCUAGGGCUGUCCCAGAUACUUGGUAGAUGCUGUCUCUGAGGCAGCAAAGACGAGAGGGCUGGCCCGAUCACGACCUACAACCCUGAACAUACCGAGCAUUUGAUAUUCAUUCGAUUUCGGACCUCACUUCCUUGUAAAUACCACGACAUUUGCCGCAUAUGUUCACCAUCCUUCACAUUGUGGAUAUUCAUCUCCAGCAGACAAAGCAACCCAACCCCAGCCAUCAACUGUAGAUGUAUGUAGGAGUAGACAAACAAGACAUAUCAAUACGAGAGCACACACCGUAUGCAUUUCAUUCCACAUUGUGCCACUCUGUGA